Molecule: messenger RNA, 1713 nt
Organism: Stylonychia lemnae
Lineage: Eukaryota; Ciliophora; Spirotrichea; Sporadotrichida; Oxytrichidae
Source: the annotation of a GenBank genome assembly
AUGUAAAAUACAUUCGAUUAUGAAGUAUCAGCUCAUUUAUAAUAAUAUCUGCAAGAGUAGGGUUUGCUAGAUAAUCACUUGAUCGGAGUGGGCAAAUUUUCAAAAGUAUUUAAAAUAGAGGUAGGCGGUAAAUUUUACGCCAUGAAACAGUUGAAGCGAGAGGUAGGUUCAUUCAGCCACCUCGAUAAUAUUUUAAACGAAGUCAUGAUUCUCUCAAAGAUACAACAUCCAAAUAUAACGAAACUGAUUGGAAAAUACAGAAAUAAGGAGUUCUACAACAUUGUACUUGAAUAUUGCAAUGGAGGAGAUUUAAAAAAUUAUCUUAAAUAAAAUGGAGUCCUUCCAGAGAUCACCGCCAGAAAGCUCAUGAAACAACUUCUCAGAUCACUUUAAUAUCUUCAUGAGGAGAAACAUAUAGUUCACAGAGAUGUCAAGUCUUAGAACAUCAUGCUUGAGAUGAAGAAUACAAAUGGUUAGAGUUUAACUGAAAAAGAACUAGUUGCAGAUCUAAGAAUUCAGCAUUCAUAAUAAUAAUUAAAGUUGAAAGUAAAAUUAUGUGAUUUCGGAUUCUCAAGGAUACUUUAACCAUUUGAAUGCAUGAUUUAAUCCUAUGGAACACCAAUAUAUAUGGCUCCAGAAGUUAUCACGAGUUAACCAUACGAUUUCAAGUCAGACAUAUGGUCUGCUGGAAUAACUUUUUUCGAGAUGCUAUCAGGCUCAUUUCCUUUCAAUGGCAGUAAUAAGAGUGAGAUAUAUUCGAAGAUCAAAACUGGUAAAUAUCAGUUUGAUAAAUCACUUAACAUUAGCAUGCUCUGUCUCGAUUUUCUAAGUCAUUGCCUGCAGUUCAAUCCUGACAGGAGAUUCUCUGCAAGUCAACUUCUUGAUCAUCCCUAUCUCAGAUAUAGCUGGAAAUAACUUCAAUAAAUGGCAAAGGUUGGCAAUCAAAGUAAAUCUAAAAUACUUUCUGAAAGCUAAUAGAAAACAAUAAUAAAAACAUAAGAUUCUUCUUGCAUUAGUAACAUUAAAAACAAUGAUUAACUAGAACUGCUCUAGGAUCUAGGAGCUUUUGGACAGACUAAAAUGCUUAGUUUUUAAAAUCUGAUUAUCAAAGAAUUAAAUAGCAGAAAUUUCGGUCAUGAUCAGAUUAAAAAUAGAGACAGAGACGACAAAUAUAAAACUUAGCUAGGGAAUAUCGAUCAGUAUGUAUUAACAAUGAAAAAUAUGAAGUAGCUUACAAAUCCAGAGGAUAAACAAAGCAACUUAUCAUUUGGACAAAGCCUCAAUAAAUAGAAAAGAGAAGUUAAAAGAAAUCCUAGAGAAUAAUCUGAAAGGUCAUCUAGAUUUUAAAACUACAAGAAUUUGAAAAACCCAAUGAGUAAACUAAAUAUUGACAUAAUGUAAUAGUCUGAAGUUAAUGACCCAGAGACUUCUUAUUCUUAAUAGAAGGACAGGAAAAAAUCAAGGGAUUAUAGCAACUAGACUACCUAAAAUAACACAUUUAAUAGUUAGAAGAGAUCAAUAUCAAAUGAAGAUGAAUAGUUCAAGAAUAAGUGCAAUUUAGAUGUUGAUGCUGAUGUAGGAGAAGUUUUCGAUAGCCAAUCAGACUUUCAUCUUAAUAUGGAAAAACUUGAUGCUAGCUUUUAAAAAAAGGUGCCAUUUAUGCCAACCAUUAAGCAGCUUUAGCAUCUAGAUAAGACAAGGUUACCUUUCUGA